Molecule: messenger RNA, 3624 nt
Organism: Nothobranchius furzeri (turquoise killifish)
Lineage: Eukaryota; Metazoa; Chordata; Actinopteri; Cyprinodontiformes; Nothobranchiidae
Gene: zdhhc16b
Product: zinc finger DHHC-type palmitoyltransferase 16b
Biological process (GO): protein palmitoylation
Cellular component (GO): Golgi apparatus
Molecular function (GO): palmitoyltransferase activity
Source: RefSeq, a predicted model, not a curated record
AUAAUUUAUUUUUAUGUAUUAACUUUUCGUAGAAUGGUGCAGCCACGUUUUAUUCAAAUUAUCUUUUCUAUUGUGUUUUUAAACAACCAGAAAUAGAGAUCUAGAGAUGUCCAACCUUUUUGUUGAUAGCGGGUUUCCUAAUGAAUAUGUGAGCUAUGUUAGUCAGUGUAACCCAACCAGUCUUUCAGCAGGCAGGUGAAACCUUGUACAGGUCACAUUUUUGGAUGACCAUGACCUGACCGUGGAGAUUUUAAAGGGCGGUUCAGUUCUCCAGACAAGCCCGGAUCUCAACAAAGUGACGGCUCUCAGCAGGUGAUGACAAUAACGCUGACGAACCAAGAGGUCGCAAACAAAUUUUAGAGUGUUUCGGAGGCGAGGCAGUAGUGGCAGCAUGCGUGUGAGCAGCAGCUGGAAGUGGCAGCUCUCUCGAACCAUGCGAUUGGCACUGCGCUGGUGCCAGUUGCAGAGAGGGGGCCGAGGUCGACGUGGCAAGCAGCAGAUCUGCAACAGGUUGUCGGAGCUGUGGAGCUACAGCAAACUGCUUCUCCGCUCACUCUAUUACAACACCCUCUCUGACUCUGACACCCUGCUGGACUGUAUAUUUGAACCUGUCUUCUGGGUUGUGGACAACCUGACCCGCUGGUUUGGAGUGGUGUUUGUCUGCCUAGUUGUGCUGCUGACGUCCUCUGUCGUGAUCAUCGUCUACCUGUUUGUCAUACCCAUGGUUGUUAGAACCUACCCUGUACACUGGAGCAUCUGGCACCUGGGCUUUGGUCACUGGGUCCUUGUCAUGAUAGUCUUCCAUUACUACAAGGCUACCACCACCUCCCCUGGACACCCACCAAAGGACAAACAUAACACCCCCUCUGUUUCCAUCUGUAAGAAGUGUGUCGCACCAAAACCACCCAGGACGCACCACUGUAGCAUCUGCAGCAUAUGUAUUCUGAAGAUGGAUCACCACUGUCCCUGGCUCAACAACUGCGUGGGCCACUUUAACCAUCGCUACUUCUUCUCCUUCUGCCUCUACAUGACGCUGGGUUGUAUCUACUGCAGCAUCAGCAGCAUAAACAUGUUUCUGGAGGCGUACAAUGCUGUAGAGAGUUACUUUCAAACCCCUCCUCCAGACUACAGCUUCAGUGACAGCACGGCUCACAAGUGUAUCAUCUUCCUCUGGGUGCUGACCAGCUCAGUUGCAGUAGCUCUGGGAGGACUCACCCUGUGGCACGCCAGGCUCAUCAAUAAAGGCGAAACAAGCGUGGAGCGCCACAUCAACAACAAAGAGGCCAAAAGGCUGAAGGAGAUGGGAAAAGUGUUCAGAAGUCCGUACCACCGUGGUAGGACAAACAACUGGAAAUUGCUUUUUGGUGUGGAGACGAGGAGUCACUGGUUGACCCGGGUCCUCUUACCCUCCAGUCAUCCUCCAAAUGGGGACGGCAUCUUGUGGGACAGCAUCUUUACCCAAAGAGACCCCAUGGCCAUCUGACUUUGAGCCAGUGUUGUUAUAUUAGAAAAAUGACACCUUUUACAUACAUGCACAGUACAAGCGUUGACGGAUUGCUCAUUUCUGUGUUUGUGUUGCAGAGAACAUGUGUCCCUGGUGGGUGCAGUCUUUUUAUACGGGAAAAUAGUUUUAGUGCCGAUGAAACAUCCACCCACUAAAGAUUAGUCAUCAUUUCCUGAGUAGUUAAUCCAACAUGUGACUGCUCUGCUGCUGGCUGACUGGAUUAUCUGGUGCUGCUGGUCAGCACCAGGUACUCCUUCAGUAUUUCCGUAAACAAGAGGCCUUGUUUGACUCAGUGUUUAUGGCCCCCAUGUCUAUAAGGGGCUCUAAUGGAUGGGGACAAUCUAAGGAAUUUAUGUCUAAAGCAGAGAAGUAGGGUGAGCUAUGAACAAGUGUGUGUGUGCACCUUUAAUGACUAGUCGGAGCACAAUCACGACCGGAGCGUAUCGCAGCUGUCCUGGGGUUCAUUCCAGAUGCUCAGCUGCCCUGGAGGGUCAGGUCUUCUGUGCCUCAAGUUUAAUAAACAACAUGCGUAUCUCACACUGUUCCUGUUGGAAAUAUAUUCAGAAUACAGCUUGGUCAACUGUUUCUUGCAACAGAUGCUAUUCAUUUGGCAGUCUAAAAGACCGAACAACAAAAAAACAAAAGAUGGAUAAAAGAAGCUAUCGAGAUAAGGAGACGUGGAUGUGGGACCAUAAAUAGGGACGAUGGAGUUUACUUGUUGGGUCGCGCAUGGGACUGCAUCGUCGGAGAGGGGAGAGUGGGCAGCAGAGGGCGACAACGUCCUCUGCUGCCCACUGAUAAAUGGAGAAGGGAGUGACGCCACCAUCAGCGUCAGCCUGACGAAGUUUGCAGUGCAAAUGAAACGUUGCAGGUAAAUAAAACCUUUCUGUGUUUUAAAAAGAACUAAAAGAUGGAAUUAGAAUUUCAACACAGCUAGAACACACCAAAGAAGUCUAAAAGAGGGAUGUUUUUUUCUAAUUUUACACAGAAACAUUCAAAUCCUUUAUAAAACUGGCUCAGCACACUUGAAUAUUAUUGGUUUCUGCCUUUUUAAUUAUUCCUAUAAUUUUCUGAUCUCCUCAAUUAGUUCUUUGGAAUUUCUAUAAGCAAAUAAUCACCUGUGGUAGACAGCUGUAUUACUUGGUGACAGAGUGAUGAGCUAACGGCUAGUCCAAGCAAGAUCAACGUUAAUUAAAAAAAACAACUUGGGUUUUAAAUGUUUAUAAAAUAGCUUUCAUGUGGAAGUGACCACUUAGGGAUUUCUGUGUCAUUGAACUAGAUGUUAGUAAAGUCCAUCAGUCAGAAAAAUAGUCCUUGUUUCUCCAAACUGAGGCUGCUCAAAAAGCUUCCUACAACAGUUACCACACCUGUUCAAAGCUUUUGUAAGAUCAGAGCAUCACAUGGGCACUAUGUUUUAUUUUCUCAAAGCUUGUACCUGUUCUUGUUAGUGUGUGUGUGUGUGUGUGUGUGCGUGCGUGCGUGCGUGUAUGUAUGUGUGUGUGAAAUGUGAUCAGAUGGGCUCUAAUGCCAAAGAAUAAAGACUUUUUGAAUUUCUGAUGUGAUCAUUUGGGUCUUUGAUCAGUUUGAAGGGAUGAAACUGUUACAGAUUAUUUAUACAUUAUCAAGUCAGACACUGACAUCUAAUCCUUUAAUUUCAGUUUCAUUUUUAAUGGCUGUUUCUUUGACUUGAUGGAAAAACUGGCCCUUAUGGGCCAUUCCCAUCUGUACCGGGUCGGCCCGGGCCGGGUAGCAUAGGUUGUUUACAUAUCUGGGUGGCCUGGUAUUUUUCCGGGCCAACCAAGGCUCAUUCUCAGCCCUCUUCUCGAGGGGGUCUGCUUCAGGCCGACCAGGGCCAACACACCCACUGCUGACAGCAAAUUCACACCUUCCAUUAGAGCAAGCCUCUGAUUGGUGGGUAGAAUCAGCCCACAUGGGCUUAAGGCAAGGAUGUGUGGAAUCAACCGGGCCAGGCUGGGGCCGACUGGGGCUACCCGGCCCGGGCCGACCCAGUACAGAUGGGAAUGGCCCAUUAGUUGCCUUGGAAACGGUUCUGAUGUAAUCCAACAGGAGCUGUGCUCCAUCUUGUUUUCCACCUUUUUCAAUAAAGCUUUUUUUCUUUC